Pisolithus orientalis is the source of this 1839-nucleotide messenger RNA. RefSeq lists its product as uncharacterized. Bases 178 to 1644 code for a protein of 488 amino acids. The record is from RefSeq and is a predicted model, not a curated record. Lineage: Eukaryota; Fungi; Basidiomycota; Agaricomycetes; Boletales; Pisolithaceae. The transcript has 4 exons. Gene Ontology annotation, biological process: vesicle budding from membrane; late endosome to vacuole transport via multivesicular body sorting pathway. Gene Ontology annotation, cellular component: ESCRT III complex; multivesicular body.
AUGCGUUGAAGUCAUACGUAUUGGAGUAUCAAACAGACCAUCGGCGCGUAGUUUCCAACACACCUCCGUUACUUUUGGCUUGCAAUUGGAGAUGUCCAAAUAAAGUCAACUGUUGCUUAUGUAACACGUACGAUAUGCGUCCGUGUCUUAUGUAAUGCUUGUUCGUCCUGCGCUUUCAUGGCGUCCGCGUCUCCGUCUCUAUCGUCGUAUUCCACUUAUGCCACUACGUCGAAGUCGCGUUUGCAAUCCUUAUAUUCCGACGUAACCAGACAGAAGCACUCUAAUCCCACAUCCUACCAUGCCCAUGUUGACUGGUGGCAGCGCACUUUGGAGGAGCUAGUAUCGCGAGGAUGGCAAGCAGAGAACCCGAGUCCUCGGAAGGGAAAAGAAACCGAAACCGAAGGCGAAGAGGAGGCGCACAACAGGAGCAAUAAGCUCAUUCUGAAUGCGCAAAGGUCUUUGGUGGAUCGGCUACGAUUCGACGGCGUUGGAAAGCCCCUCGGACUGGGUCAUACGAUUGCCGAACUGCGUCACUGUAACGCUCUCAUCCCACUAUCCGCGUUCCUCUCGUCGAGCGUGUCGGUAUAUGACCCCGGCUGGCUACCUUACCGUGUCGCAUCCUUCCUCGUCGGCAAGCCACUAUGGUGGGCAAUGGAACAAUUCGAUCUUGUCAAGUCCGAAGACUCGUACAGUGAAGCCGAGAUGUGGAAGAGGGUCCAGGGUGACUAUGUCCUACUCAAGCUCGUCGAACGCGCCGCAGACGUGGUAGACAGUUUUCGUGGAGGAAUGAGUUUGGCGGACAGUCUCUACACCACGGAGAGCUUCCGAAAGGAAUUCGGGUCGAAAGUAUUACCAGGUGUGACGGCAAGCGAGAUGGAUAUCGAGGUACUGUUGAAAUACCUGGAGAGGGAUAGACCGAUUUUGGUCAGGGAUAAGGAUGUCAUUAAAUUCAUCGCUGCCGACCGAGAGAAAGAAGUGACAGCAAUCGAUCGCGGUAUCCUGGAGCUUAAGACAGGCGUGGGCAAUCUGCAUGGCCAAGUAAACAAGAUCCAGUGCAAGAUUGACGAAAUGACGAGCAGGAUAUCGACUGCUCUGAGUCAGCAACAGAAAUCAAUUGCAUUAGCUCACCUUCGCCAUAAGAAGGGCCUGGAGGAGAUAUUGACCCAAAGGCUGAGCGCCCUUCAAAAUCUGGAGUCGACGCUUAUGGACGUGGAGACCGCAGCUGGCAAUAUCCAGGUUGGGUACACGGAUUUUUUUUAUUCCAGCGGCCUUGCUGAUUGUUCUUGGCAGAUUAUGCAAACUUAUGAAAAGUCUGCGGUAACACUACAAGCGAUCUUGAAUCAUCCCUUACUUCAACGGGCAAAAAUUGAUGAAACGAUGGAUGCAUUGGCAGCUGCUAAUGCUACUGCACGGGAGGUCGAUGAUGCCGUCAGGAUUGGAGGUGACAUGGCAGCUGCAGAGGCAGGCAUUGACAAUGACGACUUGGAGAAUGAACUUAAGGAACUGGUUGAGGAGGUGGAAAGAGAGACGGGAGAGGCAGAAGAGCGUGAGACGUUGGACAAGCUACAGGAUAUCAACGUGCCGGAGCAGAUUCAUGUUGUGCCAGCAGCAGCCCAGCGUGUCUUGCAAGGUGUUACAGAAUAAUUUCCUGAUUAGGGUACCCGUACUUUGACGACGCAGUCGGUACGUAUCAUACGUCCCUUUCGACCUCUUUGGCCGGACAAUGGCACCACUUCGUCUACGCCAUCCGGAAGGUGUAUCGACCUUUCAGUUGGAUUUCGAUAGUGCAACGGUAGGGGAUUUGCAGCAACAAAUAUUCGCAGCAUCCCAGAUUCCCCC